AUGACUCGCAUGCAUUAUGCUUCCCGGACGAUGGAAGGUGUCGAGAUGGCCAUGAUCGCCGCCAGAGACUUGGUAUGGAUACCCUCCCAGACCCGACAAUUAACAUGGAUUCUAACUUUCAACAGGGACGAAGACUCCCUGGAGGAGACAUGUGACGCAGCCUCCCGCGAUCCGACCGUCAAGAUCGAUCUCUUAGGCCGCAAGCUGACUGACGAGGGCUUCGAGAUAUUCAUCGACGCCCUGCUCGAGACUCUUCAGAAAGAAAGAGACGACAAGCACCCCGAAGGUUUUGUCCGGCUCUUCGAGCUCCAGCUGAGCGGCAAUUGUCUGACCUUGAAGUCGUUGCCCAAGCUGGGAAGGGCAAUCAGACUCAGCAGCGGCGAUCUGAGCAACCUUGAUAUUUCUCAGAACUGCAUCGAGGUCAGGACUUCCGGGCAAAAGUUAGCUUGGAAGUACUUCUUGACUUCUUUUAAGGAGUGCUACAUGCUCAAGAAAGUCAAUUUCUCUGGGAAUCCUCUCGGUACUCCCGGUGUGGAGAUCCUGGCUAGGAUUUACACUCGCAGCGAACUGGGGUCCCCGGAUCAGAACGCUCCUCUUCGCGUGGAAGAGGAGCAUUCCAGUAUUGUUGACCAAAGUGAUGACCCAGCCUCUGGUAACAAUGGUCGUGGCAUUCGUCUUUCUAUUUACGCCAAGGGCCAGAGCCCCGCAUAUUCUGAAGUACAGGAUGCAAUGCCCCAGCCUCAGGGAACAUCCGAGUUUGCAUCCGAGAGUAAUCGAAGGCACUUCCGCAAAACUCGUGGACUGCGGUCAGUGCCAGAGUUGACUGUGACCGGAAUUCCAAUGUCAGAGACUGGAGUCAUCCCUUUAGCCAGCAAUCUGUGCAUGCAGGAAUCACGCGAGUUCCUCUGCUUUUAUCUUCCGAAGACGAAGACGGGUACCUCUCGACCUGAGAACGAGAAAAAGAAUCCGAGCAUCACUUGGCAUCUGAAUGAGCAUUUGCAUCAACAAGUUCGUCAGUUGCUGUAUUGGGCAACUGACAUUGCACAGCAAACUCCGAGUUUUUAUCGACACAGUCUCGCUGUGGCGAUUAACAAAUUAGAGGCUCAUCCAGGUCUGACUGCCCCAUGGAAGGGUAGAUCAUGGAGAUGUAGAUCUGAUAUGAAAUUUCAAUGGGUCACCAAAAAUCUCUGCAAACUUGCGAUUGAGAGCGAGGUCCAAGGUUGUGAGAUCUGGGGUAUUGCUCUGGACAUAGCCAAAAAGUUGCAGACCGUCCUGUUCAAUGAGGAGGUUAUACAUGCUCAGCUUUCUUCUAGUGGAGAGUUAUUUCAAUGCCUUGGACCUGAAAGGGAUUUGGUGGAUGCCAUCAACCUUGGAAUGUUUCGCUCCCGCCAACUGUUGGAUGGGCAGGCGUCCCAGGAGCCAUGGCGCCUUGGAAUGUCGUUAGACAUAUGGUCUGGUGUCAUGGGUAUGGCCCUGGAUAAUGGAAAUAUCCUCACUGUUGAUCAGAGGAAGAAUAUUCUCCAAUAUGCGGUAGAUAUCGACAGGCCUAUGCCCGAGAAGGCACUAACGGAGAGGUUAUGGGGGUUUCUUUUCGAUGUUGAUUGUAUCAUGCAUCACGCUUCUUGA
Molecule: messenger RNA, 1626 nt
Organism: Penicillium robsamsonii
Lineage: Eukaryota; Fungi; Ascomycota; Eurotiomycetes; Eurotiales; Aspergillaceae
Exons: 3
Coding region: 1-1626 (541 amino acids)
Source: RefSeq, a predicted model, not a curated record